AUGAGCAGUGAUGGAAAAUCAAGUCAAAAAUCCUUCGGUAACAAACCGUUUAUAUUAUUUCUUUGUUUUUUCAGAUAUACUUAUGAAUGUUUGGUUGACACUGCGAAAUACCUGUCCGAUAAGGUACCAUUUAAGCCAAAGGUUGGAAUUAUCUGCGGAUCUGGCUUGGGAUCGCUCGCUGACGCUAUAGAAAACCGUAUAGAAUUUCCUUAUGAAAAAAUACCUAAUUUCCCAUUAAGCACCGUGGAAGGGCACGUGGGUCAGUUGGUUUUUGGUUACCUUUCAAACGUCCCAGUGGUUUGCAUGCAGGGUAGGUUCCAUUACUAUGAAGGUUACCCUUUGUGGAAAUGUGCCAUGCCGGUUAGAGUUAUGAAACUCCUCGGUAUCACGCACCUCAUAGCAAGUAACGCUGCUGGCGGUUUGAACAAGGAUUACAAAGUUGGUGACAUUAUGAUUGUAAAGGAUCAUAUCAAUCUUAUGGGGUUUGCUGGUAAUAAUCCAUUGCAAGGACCCAACGAUGAUAGGUUUGGUCCUCGAUUUCCACCGAUGAAUAGAGCCUACGACAAGGAAUUGAUCGAGAAAGCCAAAGUAAUUGCCAAAGAAGUAGGAUUAGGAGACAUUGUGCAUGAAGGCGUAUACACAUGUCUUGGGGGGCCAAAUUUCGAGACUGUAGCUGAAUUGAGGAUGCUGGGAAUGUUGGGUGUGGAUGCUGUAGGCAUGUCGACCGUGCACGAAGUCAUAACCGCAAGACACAGUAAUAUAACUGUUUUCGCAUUUAGUCUUAUAACAAACUUGUGCGUAACAGAAUACCACAAAAAUGACGAAGCGAACCACGACGAGGUUAUUGAUGUAGGCAAAAUGAGACAAAAAGAACUUACGAAAUUCGUUCAGGGCGUUGUCAAAUAUGUGGCAGAUGAGAAUAAGCUGGUGUCGAAAAUGCUG
Messenger RNA from Agrilus planipennis (emerald ash borer), 942 nucleotides. RefSeq names its product purine nucleoside phosphorylase-like. The record is from RefSeq and is a predicted model, not a curated record. The annotation marks the transcript as partial. Gene Ontology annotation, biological process: nucleoside metabolic process. NCBI's taxonomy places the organism in Eukaryota, Metazoa, Arthropoda, Insecta, Coleoptera, Buprestidae. Gene Ontology annotation, cellular component: cytoplasm. The transcript is spliced from 6 exons. Gene Ontology annotation, molecular function: purine-nucleoside phosphorylase activity.